CAACAACAACAACAGCAACACUUGCAACACACUCACACACACUUGCCGCAGCAAAAUUCAACAAAACUUGAAAAUGUUGCACGAAGCUAUAAUGCUCGAAAUCUACAGACAGGCGCUAAAUGCCGGCGCUCUGCCCACAGCUCGUCCACGUUCCACGGAAUCGGCGAAUUCGAGCGAGCGCUGCCCCUCGCACGAUUCCAACUCCUCGGACAAUGGCAAUGCGCAGCGCGACGCGACGUCCAGUGCUGGCGGCGUACUGAACUCUCUGCCCAAUGCGAGCUCCAUGCAUUCCACAUUUCCCGCUGUGCCGCAAACGCUGCCCGCCCAGCCGCCCAGCAUGGAGGCGUAUCUGCACAUGGUGGCAGCGGCGGCGCAACAAUAUGGCUUCCCAUUGGCUGCAGCAGCUGCGGCGGGGGGAGGACCGCGACUGCCGCUGCCGCUGGCGAGCGAGCAAGCGCGGCCGUUCAAGCUGCCGCCACAAGCGUCACCCACCGCAUCCAGCAGUCACUCCGAGGCGCUUGACUUUCGCACCAAUCUAUAUGCGCGCGCCGAGUCCGCCGAGCCGGUGGCCAGCGAGGAGGAGGAGGAGUUCGAUGAUGGUGCAAACAAUCCGCUGGAUCUAAGCGUUGGCACACGCAAGCGCAGCCACGAAGCAGCGUCGCCCAUAGGGCAAAUACAAGUAAAGAAAAUGUUCAAGUCGGACAGUCCGCCAGCAGCAGCAGCAGCAGCAGCAGCGACGCAGGCAGCGCCGCCACAAAUGCUGCCAGGUGUGAAUCCUUAUCUAGCAGCAGUAGCAGCUGCCAAUAUAUUUCGCUCUGGACAGUUUCCCGAUUGGAAUGGCAAAAGCGAUUUGGUUGUAGAUCCGCUAGAGAAAAUGUCGGACAUAGUUAAAAGCAAAGAGAAGCCGCAGCAGCAGCAGCAGAGCAAAGCGCAGACGCCAACGCCAAAGAGUCCAGCAAGCAAUCAAACAACAGAGGGCGCCAGCAAUGCUGCAGGCGGCGCUGGAGUUACCAAAGCGCGUCACAAUAUUUGGCAAUCGCAUUGGCAAAACAAAGGCGUGGCCAGCUCCGUGUUCCGUUGCGUUUGGUGCAAGCAAAGCUUUCCCACAUUAGAAGCCUUGACUACGCAUAUGAAGGACAGCAAACAUUGUGGUGUCAAUGUGCCGCCCUUUGGUAAUUUGCCCAGCAAUCAACAGCAGCAGCAGCAACAUCACCAGCAACAUCAACAGCAGCAGCAUCAACAGCAGCAGCAGCAUCACCAGCAACAGCAGCAGCGCAGCAAAUCGCAAGCGCCGUCGGCAAAUGUUAAGCAAGCAUUUCAAUAUCGCGGCGAUCCGCCAACGCCGCUGCCGCGCAAACUGGUGCGUGGCCAGAACGUUUGGCUGGGCAAGGGCGUGGAGCAGGCGAUGCAAAUCUUGAAAUGCAUGCGCUGUGGCGAAAGUUUUCGCUCGCUGGGCGAAAUGACCAAGCACAUGCAGGAGACGCAGCAUUAUACGAAUAUUUUAUCACAGGAGCAAUCGAUAAGCAUCAAGUCGGGGGCACAAAAUAAUGCGCACAGUGCUGAGCACAAGGAGCAGAACUCGCUCAGCUCCGAGGAGAGUCGCACGCUCUCGGCUGUGCUCACCUGCAAGGUGUGCGACAAGGCGUUCAGUUCUCUAGGAGAUUUGAGCAAUCACAUGGCCAAGAACAAUCAUUAUGCCGAGCCGCUGCUGCAGUCCGCGGGCGCACGCAAGCGACCAGCGGCCAAGAAGCGCGAAAAGUCGCUGCCAGUGCGCAAGCUGCUGGAGCUGAAAUCGCAUGCAGAGGAGCCAGCGGCGCAGCAGCAGCAGCAGCACCAGGAGAAGCUUGCCAAGCCGGAGGCCAAAAGCGAAGCAGCGCUGUUCGCUGAGCGCAUGCGUCAAUAUAUUACGGGCGUUAAAUCGCCGGAGGAAAUUGCCAAAGCAGCGCAGCUGCUUGCCCAAAAAAAUAAAUCACCAGAGCUGGAAAAGAAUGGCGUCAACAAAAGUUCGGCUGCUGCCGCCGGCUCCAACUCCGUGCUCAGCGCUAUUGAGCAAAUGUUUACCACCAGCUUUGAUACGCCGCCGCGUCAUGCCUCAUUGCCCGCCAGCAGUCCCUCCAAUUCGUCCACCAAGAACACUUCACCGGUGGCCAGCAGCAUCCUCAAGCGCUUGGGCAUUGAUGAAACCGUCGAUUAUAAUAAGCCGCUGAUCGAUACAAUAUCCGUAUUUCAUUAUCGUUAUACAAGCAGCGAGCGCAGCGGCAGCGAAUGCAGCGCUGAGGCAGCAACGCGGCCACGCCCACAUACGCAAACGCCUGAGAAGCAGCAGCAGCAAAAGUCGCCAGCGCCAGCAGCUGCUCCGCUGAGUCCAAAGCUUGAAAUUAAAACGGAGUGUGCGCAGUCGCCGUCGCCGCCGCCGCCGUCAGCAGUGACGCCCAAAGCAGCAGCAGCAGAUGCUGAGCUGCCGCUGCUGCUCAAUGGCUACAACAACAACAACAAUAAUAACAACAAUAAUAAUAAUAACAACAACAACAAUUCACCCAAAACCUCUGCCUCUGCCUCUGCCGCUGCCAGUCCGCAGUCAACGCAUUCGGCGCGUCUGCUGCCGCCGCGCAGUCCGGCGGACAGUCAGCGCUCGGCCACGCCCAAAUCGCCCGCCUCUAGCCACAAGUCCUACGACGGCGAUACAGCCAAAAAAUAUCCCAGCGAUUCACUCAAUGCGCUCUCCUCCAUGUUCGACUCGCUCGGCAGCAGCAGCAGCAGCAGCGGCGCCGCCAAUACGCGCGCCAAACUCGCUGCCGCCGCCGCCGCCGCUGCUGCAGCCACAAGCGGCGCCAACUCCGGCUCCACAACCGGCGACGCGCUGCCCGAAAAUCUGAGCGCCCACAAUUCGCUCGCUGCACUGCGUCAGUUCUGCGUGAAGAAAGAGAAGACCGCCUAAGCUUCUGUGCCUGCUUUCUGGUCUCGCACUCAGUUUUCUUUCGUUUGUUCGAGCAACGCCGCAGAGAUUGCUUUUAAUCAAACCUUUUUUGUUUUGCCAACACAAUUGGCGCCCACAAAAAACUCAAAAACAAACAACAAAUAUAUCCAAAAUUAUACAAAACAACAACAAACAAAAUCAUCACAAGCCAUUUGAGAGCGCCUGAGGAUCGAGCGCCUCCAAGCCCCCAGCAAGAGAGGGAAAGGGAGAGCAACAUAUUGCUUGCCGGAUUUUUAGGGGCUGCGCCACGCCCACCAAUAUAGCUGCGCCCACAGCUUCAAGGACUCUUGCCAACCUUGAAGGACCUUUGGCUUACAUGCGAGCUGCCACAGGCGUUCUGACCUAACUCUUGGGCCCUUUGCCACUGCAAACUCAAUUGAAAAAUA
Messenger RNA from Drosophila busckii, 3363 nucleotides. It is a transcript of the gene tsh, whose product is annotated as protein teashirt. Gene Ontology annotation, molecular function: DNA-binding transcription factor activity, RNA polymerase II-specific; DNA binding. Gene Ontology annotation, biological process: regulation of transcription by RNA polymerase II. The record is from RefSeq and is a predicted model, not a curated record. Lineage: Eukaryota; Metazoa; Arthropoda; Insecta; Diptera; Drosophilidae. Gene Ontology annotation, cellular component: nucleus.